GAAACAAGAACAUCUCCUUCAAAUGUGUUUUUAUGUUCAAAUGAUACGUAAUAUUAGCAAGCUAUGUCAUCUUCAAAAGCCCGUAAGUAAAUGGGUUUUGAAGUUUUAAACUACUUUAAUCCCGACUUCCCAGUGUGAGACAGCUUAAACCAACGGAGGGAGGAGCGAAAGGCGGCACCACCGAAACUCACCUAAUUCAACGCAACGAAGGUGACACACUGUUCCUCAUUUUCUGGAAUCAACAACAUAUUUUUUAAAUUCCUAAUAUCGAAUACCGAUACACGAAUAAAAAAUACAAACAAGAGUUAGCAAAAUCUGUGGAUUUACGGCGUGUUCUAAAGGAAAAAAAUUAACUCCUGUGUUGUUUCGCUAUCUGAAGGAUAUUUUUAAAACACAAACACUGUACAAACUACAACAAACCCCGCUUUACCUGCCUGCUGAAGCGGGUAAUGUAAAUUGCAACCGGAAAGAUAUUUGUCGUUGAAAUUGCUGACGGAAAAAAAUCUACAAGGAAACCUGCUCGGAAUUAGAAAGAAGCAGCUGAAUGUGGACCCUGGAUGGGGUUAGACUCUUGAAGAUGGCGUCUCUCCUGGAAAGUGGACAUUUCUCCUAAUUGCCAAGAGCAACUAUGAUUCAAGGAAGUUGGCACCCAUACAUAUGAAAAAGUGGAGAGCUGCCCAGGCGAACUUUAAGAACAACUUCAUUCAUGUUUCUGGUCAAACCCAUUUAUGCUUUUCCUGUUACAGCACCUUAUCGAAUGUUUUAAGCAGGUUUGUGCUGACGAGCCACAGUCCUUGAAGUGUUGUGACUACGAACGUGACUGUUGAACCAACCCUCCACUAUGGUCUAGGAAAGGUCCAGUGAAUACGAUGGCUUCGCUGGUUGCCCGUGCAAACGAGGACAAUCAGUCCUUGAUUCUGAAGGGGGUGGAUCCAGAAACAUGCAUGAUUGUAUUUAAAAAUCACUGGGCUCAGGUGCUGAAGAUCCUGGAGAAGCAUGACCCUCUACGGAGCACUGGUGGUUUUGGCGCUGGUGGCGGGGGGCUGCGUUUCGGGCCGAUCCCAGGUGACGAAGCGAGCGCGGUGCAAAACUACGUGGAGCACAUGCUGUUACUGCUGAUGGAGGAGGAGAGCGGGCAAGUGGGCUCCAUGGGCCCCAUCCUGGAGUUUGUUGUGACAGAGAACGUGAUGGAGAAGCUGUUCCUGUGGAGCCUGCGGCGAGAAUUCACAGACGACAUGAAGAUCGAUCAGCUCAAGAUGUACGAGAUGCUGGUGGUCCAGUCCCGGCAGCCCCUGCUGCACCACAAGCCUGUGCUGAAGCCGCUCAUGAUGCUUCUCAGCUCCUGCUCGGGGACAGCCACCCCCGCCGUGGAGGCUGCGCUGGUCAUUCUGCUCAACCAGCUUUGCUCCAUCCUGGCCAAGGACUCUUCCAUCCUGGAGCUCUUCUUCCACACCAGCGAGGACCAGGGAGCCGCCAACUUCCUCAUCUUCUCCCUGCUCAUCCCCUUCAUCCACCGCGAGGGCAUUGUGGGGCAACAGGCACGUGAUGCGCUGCUCUUCAUCAUGUCUCUCUCCGCCGAGAAUCACGUUGUCGCCAAGCACAUUGCAGAGAAUACCUACUUCUGUCCUGUGCUGGCGACGGGGCUGAGUGGCCUGUACUCCUCCCUGCCCGCGAAGCUGGAGGUGCACAGCGAGGAGUGGCACUGCCUGCAAAGAGAAGACUGGAUCCUGGUCCCUGCGCUGGUGCAGUUCAUGAACUCCCUUGAAUUCUGUAAUGCUGUCAUACAGGUGGCACAUCCCACAAUCCGAACCCAGCUAGUUAACUACAUCUACAAUGGCUUCCUGGUGCCUGUGCUGGCACCGGCUCUUCAUAAGCUGACACUGGAGGAGGUGAUGACCACCACAGCAUACCUGGAGCUGUUCCUGCGCAGUGUCACCGAGCCGGCUCUCCUGCAGACCUUCCUCAGCUUCAUCCUGCUGCACCAGCAUGAGAAUGUGCACAUUCUGGACACCCUGGUCAGCCGCAUCAACACCCCCUUUCAGCUUGGCACUGUGUCUCUUUCCUUGUUCAAGACUCUGAUUGGUUUGCACUGUGAGGAUGUGAUGUUACAGCUCAUCUUGAGGUACCUGAUCCCCUGUAAUCACAUGAUGCUGAGCCAGCGCAGGGUGGUGAGAGAGAGGGAUUGCUACUCUGUGUCUGCGGCCAAGAUCCUUGCCCUGACCCCCAGCUGCAUCUCCCCUGUGCGCAGCAUCCAGAAACACCAGGACAAUUGCAUCCUCUGGUCAAAGGGCAAUGAUUCCUCCCAGUCCAACACCAAGGGUUCCAAAGAGGAACAAUAUGAACUUGACAGCCAGGAAUACGCCCACAUUGUGGGGUGUCAAAAAGGCAUGGAUGUCAGCUACUUGCACUACCUGUACGACGCCCGCAACAACAUCACACGCUGCAUCAAAGCCUGUCGAGUCUGGUCUGCCCCUUAUGAUGGGGAAAACCCUCCUCCUGAGCGACUCCAGCUCGGACCAGCGGAGGAAGGGGGCAAGCAGGCAGCAUCCUCUCAGAGAGCCCGUCUGAGCCAGGUUUCCUCUGGCCUGACCUCCACGGGGGAGAAGGCACAACUGCUAGAGCUGGAGUGGGACGACAGCUACGACACUGGCAUGUCCCCGGGUGGUGACGGUGAUCUCUCCGAGGGAGACACUGGUGUCAAAGAGCCAAUGCCCAUUGAGCCGCCCAGGCACAUCCAGGAAAUGAGGAAGAACGCCAUUAUGCUCAUCAAGGGAUCUUACAUCGAGGAGUCAGACUUUCAGGAUGAUGUCAUGGUGUACAAUCUGAUUGCUCAGAGGGACGCCCAGGAUGCAACGGAGCACAUCGGUAACAGUCCAAACGGAUCAGAGAAAACGGCACCCACUGUCCCGAAGCAGCAAUCGCAGCCCCUCUGUAAUGGUCUGACCGCAACACAAAACCCCAAAGCAGUGCAGGAGCAGAACAAGAAGAAUGUCAGCCUGAGCAGGGAGGGGAAUACCGUCUCGAGUAAUGGAAAACUGGAUGAUGACAGCAAGCUGUCUGAGCCAGACCACAACUCAAAUCUUCGAAUCCCGAGCAUGGACAGGGAUGACCUCAUCUCCCAGUAUGAUGACCUCCUCAAGGGUCUGGGGGCUAACUCUGGGGGUCCGGUGGAAGAUGAGAGGGCCUUUGUAGACCCCGUCACUCCCACGGAAGAGGAUGACAUGGAUUUCAAUGCCUUUUCUGAUGACAUGCUGGAUCCAGAAAGGCUGCCUUCUCCUUUUGGACCCAAAAGCCGCGCAGUGUAUUCUGUCAGUACCAGCACCAGGAUUCACGGAGCACCAUUCACAGGGCCAUUCGUCAGUGUUCUCCUGUCACGGCUGGAGAACAUGCUGGAGAACUCCUUGCAUGUCAACCUGCUGCUCACUGAGAUCAUAGCUCAGCUGGCUGCCUAUCCACAGCCACUGUUGCGCUCCUUCCUCCUCAACACCAACAUGGUCUUCCAGCCCAGCGUUCGCUCCCUCUACCAGGUGCUUGCAGCUGUAAAGAACCAAAUUGAGCAGAUUGCUGCUACCAAGAAAGACAUCCCCGCCCUGGUGACAGAAGCCCAGCAAUACUUCCUCUCGAGAGAUGACAGCAAAGAUGUGGUUCAGGAUCCCCUUCGUGCAGAGAACGGGCAGUGGGUUCAAGAUGGCGGAGCAAAUCGUGCGCAACUGCUCCCUAGCAACAGGUUGAAGAAAGCACCACCCCUUCCAAAGAUUCCAUCCCAGAUGAGGAAUGUUGUUUUUGCAACUGUACUCUAUACAGAAUUUUUAAAAGAACUGGCUGCCGUCGCACAGGAACACACAAUUGUAUCAUACAUAUCGACAGAAAAAUAGGUGGUUUUUGUGGGGUUUUUUUUUUACCUUUGGUUUGUUUUACACUUUUUAAAUGACUUAAAAUAUAUUUUAUAUUUCCUGUUCCUGGCACUACUUGAUAAAGAAGAGGAUGUAAACAUUUUGUUUGGGGAGAGGGCUACUGUGUUUUAAUAUCAUUAGGUAUGUUUGUAAAUACAGCGGUUAUUCCCUGAUCAAGUGAAAAUGGUUGGUCAGCUCCCAAUAGCCAUAACGACUUUGAAAAAACACAACAAAUGUUCUGUAAGUAUAGAGUCCAUUAUUUGGUGGACACCUUUUAGCUUUAAAUAGGAUUUUAUUUAUGGAGGUUUGGUUACGGAAAAUAUUAACCACCUUAGCUACUCAUGUGCAAUCACUGGUUGACAUUUGAAAACCAAGAGUCUAGGUCUAGGUCUAUAAUAAAAGAAAAUAAGGUUGAUAAAGGUAUUACAAUCACUCACUGUAAACUAAACCACACCAGUUAUUGUUUAUCUGACAACUGCUGGUGAAAAUAAAUGUUCUGGAACUAAGUGGGUUAUAUAUAUAUAUAUAUAUAUAUAUAUAUAUAUAUAUAUAUAUAUAUAUACUGCUAAUGCCUUAACUCUUAUUGAAGGAGAUUGUGGUUAUUAAUUGUUACAGCUGUUUCUGCUAUAAUAAUGUAAGUUUUUUUUUUUUUUUUGGAUUUCAUAGUGUAUGCACUAGGCUUACUUUAGUACUAUUUGUACAUUGUAAAAAAAACAGUUUCUAUACAAGUUGUAUGUAGUGCUAUUGGGGACAGAUUUUUACAAUAAUAUUUAAUAUCUUAGUUGGCAAAGGGUAUUUAAGUAUUGUAUAGAGGUCAUCAAAUAUGUUUUAAAUUUUUAUAAAAAUAAAAAAUGAAUCCAAUA
This is a messenger RNA of Acipenser ruthenus (sterlet), 4756 nucleotides long. RefSeq names its product FHF complex subunit HOOK-interacting protein 1A-like. Bases 870 to 3875 code for a protein of 1001 amino acids. NCBI's taxonomy places the organism in Eukaryota, Metazoa, Chordata, Actinopteri, Acipenseriformes, Acipenseridae. The transcript is spliced from 14 exons. The record is from RefSeq and is a predicted model, not a curated record.